AGGAGACUGUAUACAGACGUCGCUACUCUGCAUUGUGGAAUGAUGUUUCUACUACUAAACUGUUAUCAAUGGUUGAGCAGUAUCCAUGCUUUUAUAACAAAUACAACAUCGAUUAUCGCAGUAAGGAAAAGCGCGGAGAGGCGUUGCAGCAAAUGGCAACUGAAUUGCAAAAGAUGAUUGACGUAUCCACCAUACAAAUAUCAAAGCGUAUUUCGCAAUUACGUUUCGACUAUUCCAAGCAAAAACAGGAACGUCUGCUCUGCGAGCAAAAUAAUAAAGUAUUUGUACCCAGCUACACCUACUAUGAUCAAAUGCUUUUUAUGGAUGCUGAUAUCGCGCCAUUCAAAUGUGAUUUUUGUCCAGUAAUAGUGCAAUCGCCACGAGAAUUAGAAGUUCACCUUAGCACUCAUCAGCCUGAAGGUAGUUAUGCAUGUAACGUUUGUCCUGUUAGCUUUUCAGAUGUCGAUCAGCUAAAUCAACACAAACAAAUACAUGCACCGACACAUAAAGAAGUCAAAUAUUGGUGUGAUUUAUGCACGGCCAGUUUUCGUACCAAAGAAGUGUACGAUGAACAUAUGCGAAGGCAUAAUGAUGAAUUAUUACUGCCUUCAUUGGCUAACAUUCCGCCUUUGGGUAGUGAAGACGGUAAUUCUCUGAUGAAAAUGGAAAAUAAUGACUAUGAUGGAUGCUAUUCAUGUGACAUCUGUGGGAAAUCAUUUGCGAAUAUGGUUUAUCUCAAUUCUCAUCGUGCACAACACACAAACGCCAGCGAUCGUUCAUACCGUUGUGAUUACCCACAUUGUGGGCGUUUAUUUACUGCGCGUCACUCUAUGAUGGAACAUGCCCGGCAGCACUACAGCGAUGAAGAGUUUAAAUGCGAAAUUUGCGGCAAAUCAUUUAAAUCGCUUAAAAAUCUACAAAAUCACAAACAAAUACAUGACGCUAUCAAACGUUAUGUUUGUAAAAUAUGUGGUUCGGCGUUUGCGCAAGCGGCAGGUCUGUAUUUGCAUAAGCGACGACAUAAUCGGCCCAACUCUCGUGUACGUCAAAGUUACUGAUCCACAUACAUAAACCUGUAAAGGUUUU
Molecule: messenger RNA, 1086 nt
Organism: Rhagoletis pomonella (apple maggot)
Lineage: Eukaryota; Metazoa; Arthropoda; Insecta; Diptera; Tephritidae
Product: zinc finger protein 721-like
Biological process (GO): regulation of transcription by RNA polymerase II
Molecular function (GO): RNA polymerase II cis-regulatory region sequence-specific DNA binding; DNA-binding transcription factor activity
Source: RefSeq, a predicted model, not a curated record